Molecule: messenger RNA, 1650 nt
Organism: Orbilia oligospora ATCC 24927
Lineage: Eukaryota; Fungi; Ascomycota; Orbiliomycetes; Orbiliales; Orbiliaceae
Exons: 4
Coding region: 1-1650 (549 amino acids)
Source: RefSeq, a predicted model, not a curated record
AUGCCCACUCACAAAGGAGUGACCAUUACGGUCCACACACCCACCGGGCCUCUUCCGGAGUACAAAUCUCACACCAGGAAAUCCAUCACUACUGCUUACAUUGCCGUUCCAAAUGGCGAUGGCCCACCCCAAUCUAAGCGACCACCAGGACCCAUAGCACCAAAAAACACCUUUCCACCAUCAGCUCCUCCAAAUUCCUUCGCCAUUUCCAUCUCAAUCUCAUCGGACGAUUACAAACCUCUUACCGACAAUCCACAGGAACAUCUGGCUGCUUACCUUUUCCUUGAUGGAAAAGAAGAAGAAGCAGCGGCAAUGCUGACUCGUAGGAGGGAUACUUGGAUAAGUAGCCGAUGGUGCGCUAUGGAUGAUGGCAGCAUCGGUGAAAAGGCUUUCAUGUGGCGUGAGGUCGGGUUGGAGACCUUUUUGGGUGGACUGGAUUUAUCUCGUGAGGAAAAGGAAGCAAUCCGUUUAAAUUCUGGAAGUAACUCACCAAGAUCAGGUAAACCGGGUCGUCGUGGACUCCAUAGAAGGAACACCACUACCGGUGCUACCUCUCGCAACUCCUCGUCCCGCUCCCCGAGAUCGUCCAGCAGACGACAACAAUCCGACGACGGCGAAAUCGAAAUGGAGGAUACCCCACCAAGAUCCGCUUCUCCUUCAGAUAACGAUGAUGACGAAGACACAGCACCACCCGCUCAAAUCACCAAUACUGUGGGCCAAAUCAAACUCAAGCUGUACCGCGUACUUGCCGAUGGUGCUCCAAAGUAUGGAGUUUUCGAACCCAAAAAAGACGAAGAGGAUGGUAUGAUGAACGAAGAAGACAUCAUUGCAGAGCCCUCUUCCGCAGCUAAAGCGGAGGUCUCCCACACGACCGGUUUUGCCCCAGCCCAGAAGGUUGAUAAGGAUCUUAUUUGGUCUCAAACCGUGACAUGUCUCGACCCGCUUUCUAGCCCUUGGGCCACUUUCAUCAUCUUUUACCGUGGAGAACGCCAACUCCGCAAGAUGGGCGUUAUCCCUCCAUCUCCAUCCCUCUCACCAAACCUUACGCCGAUUUCUCCACUAUCUCCCGGUGGCACCGUUCUUGGUCGAAAGCGCCAGUCUCUUCGACUCGACGAUAUGGUCAAGAAUCUCGGAAAGCUCCCGCCGCCAUCAACCCAGAGCGGUUUCCUUGGAUUCAGAGAUGCAUCAACUGAUGAAAAUAUCGACAAGAAGAGGAAGACGAAGAAAGGCUUGGGGAAGCUCAAACAGUUGGAUAGCGAUAAUGAGACCGAUACCGAAUCUGUUAAUGGGAAACCAGUUAAGGGCGUUGAAAGCACUGAGGAGGCCGCUAAGAUCGAGGAGGGAAUUCGCAAGAUGAAGCUCAAACGAGGUCGCGCGACCACUCCAGUUCCUCCCCAGGAAACAGCGUCUCAGCCCGUCGGAAGCAGCGCUAACUGGGAGUGGGAUCCCAAGUUCAACACUCCACCACAGCAAGUUUCUGGAAAUACCCGCAAUGGCAUUCAUCGUAGGGCCAAGAGUGCGGCCGGUCUUUUGCAACAAAUGCUCGGAGACGAAGAAGAUGCCGACUUCAACCCAGACCUCGCGAGCCCAAACAAAAAGGUCAAACGUAAGGAACCCGCUAGUAUCGAAGCCCAAGCCGGUUUCGUCUAA